Anguilla rostrata (American eel) is the source of this 2931-nucleotide messenger RNA. RefSeq names its product mucin-2-like. The transcript has 3 exons. NCBI's taxonomy places the organism in Eukaryota, Metazoa, Chordata, Actinopteri, Anguilliformes, Anguillidae. The record is from RefSeq and is a predicted model, not a curated record. The annotation marks the transcript as partial.
ACACUGUAUGCUUUGCUGUUUUAGGCAAGGAUCAGUGAUUGUGGACGCUGUGCUGGUGUUCAAUAACAUAAACACUGUCCCUGGAACCAGCGAUGUGGCAACGACCUUAAAAAACGCUGCCUCCUCAGACUCUGGCUUAAAUCUCCCUAUAGACCCCGCUAGCAUAGUGGUUUCAGUGGCUACUCAGACUACUGCAGAAGCUACAACACCUACGGUAACUACAGAACAUGGCCUCCAGACUACGGAACACUCAAGUCAGACUGCGCAAACAACUGUGGGACAAGCUGGUCAGACUGCAUCAGCAACUGCAGGAGCCACUACAACGUCAAAUAUAAGCCCUUUAACAUUGACCUCUGACUCUACCACAUCACCAUCGAUUCUUGUAACCUCAACCAAGGAAACAGCAAAGGUCACUACACAACCUGAAACAACUACAAAACAUGGAACAUUGAGGACAAACCCCACAAGAACUUCUCAACCUGCAACAGCAACCACAAACCUUUUUCCAUUGAUGACAAAGAGUACAACAUUGAUGACGGACUCUGCAUCAUCAAACACAAGACUUGGAACAUCAACCACAAUCACUGGAUUGCUCAGUAUCUACCAACCCACAUCGACCGAUAUCCCUCAGACAUCAACCACAAACCCUACAACACUGACCCUAAGCUCUACCACACUGGCAGAGAGCCCAACUGUAGCAGUCUCUGAUGCUAUGACAUCUGAAUCAAGUUCUGUAAAAUCAACUAAAACAACUGGAAUGUUCACGACAAGCUUUGCAACAGGAACUGCAAAUCCUGAAUCAUCGGCCACAAACCCCAUGACCACAGUGACACUACCUAAAAUAUCAACCACAGCCUCUGUAUCAUCAAUAACAAGCCCUGUAACAUCAACGGCAAAGCUUGAAACAUUGACCACAAAUUCUGCAACACUGACUAUAAACCCUGUAACACCAACCUCUCUCCCAGACACAUCCAUAUUAAGUCCUGUAACAUCAUCUACAACGUUCAUGACAAAGUCUGCAACAUUGAGUACCAACACUGAAAUGGUGACCACAAACCGUAUGUCAACAUCUCUCAAGAACACUCCUACUUUCUCUACAAACAUUGCAACAGUGACUGAAAUCCCGACAACACAGACUAGGAACCCAGCAACACUGACCCAAAGGCCGACAACACCUACCAUAAGCCAAACUGUAUUAGUCUCUGAUGACGUGACAUCCCAAUCAAGUCUUGCAACAUCAACUAUCAAAUUUCCAUCAUCAACUACAAACUCUGAUAUAGUGACUUCAAUCCCUGAAAUAUCAACAACAAACUUCCAAACGCAAACAGCAGAAACUAAAAUAUCAACCCGAGACUUAGCAGUAUCAAUAACAAGUCCUGUAACCUCAGCCAGAAUGUCUUCAGCAUUGACUUCAAAAACUGAUACCUUGACCACAGAACCUGCAAUGUCAAAUAUAAGCCCUUUAACAUUGACCUCUGACUCUACCACAUCACCAUCGAUUCUUGUAACCUCAACCAAGGAAACAGCAAAGGUCACUACACAACCUGAAACAACUACAAAACAUGGAACAUUGAGGACAAACCCCACAAGAACUUCUCAACCUGCAACAGAAACCACAAGCCCUUUUCCAUUGAUGACAAAGAGUACAACAUUGAUGACGGACUCUGCAUCAUCAAACACAAGACUUGGAACAUCAACCACAAUCACUGGAUUGCUCAGUAUCUACCAACCCACAUCGACCGAUAUCCCUCAGACAUCAACCACAAACCCUACAACACUGACCCUAAGCUCUACCACACUGGCAGAGAGCCCAACUGUAGCAGUCUCUGAUGCUAUGACAUCUGAAUCAAGUUCUGUAAAAUCAACUAAAACAACUGGAAUGUUCACGACAAGCUUUGCAACAGGAACUGCAAAUCCUGAAUCAUCGGCCACAAACCCCAUGACCACAGUGACACUACCUAAAAUAUCAACCACAGCCUCUGUAUCAUCAAUAACAAGCCCUGUAACAUCAACGACAAAGCUUGAAACAUUGACCACAAAUUCUGCAACAUUGACUGUAAACACUCGAGCACCAACCUCUCUCCCAGACACAUCCAUAUUAAGUCCUGCAACAUCAUCUACAACGUCCAUGACAAAGUCUGCAACAUUGAGUACCAACACUGAAAUGGUGACCACAAACCGUAUGUCAACAUCUCUCAGAAACACUCCUACUUUCUCUACAAACAUUGCAACAGUGACUGAAAUCCCGACAACACAGACUAGGAAACCAGCAACACUGACCCAAAGGCCGACAACACCUACCAUAAGCCAAACUGUAUUAGUCUCUGAUGACGUGACAUCCCAAUCAAGUCUUGCAACAUCAACUAUCAAAUUUCCAUCAUCAACUACAAACUCUGAUAUAGUGACUUCAAUCCCUGAAAUAUCAACAACAAACUUGCAAACACAAACAGCAGAAACUAAAAUAUCAACCCGAGACUUAGCAGUAUCAACAAGUCCUGUAACCUCAGCCAGAAUGUCUUCAGCAUUAAUCACAAACACUGCUACCUUGAGCACAGAACCUACAAUGUCAGCAUCCUCAGCGAACCCCAUUACACCAAUGACAAUACCUGUUACAGCAACCACAGACUCUUCAGCACAAACCAUCAGUGAUGCUCCAUUAUACAUAAGUCCUACAUUGACUACAAGCCUUACAAUGACUUCCAAAAGCCAUAAAAUGUCCACCACAAUGCUUGCAACAGUGACCCAGACCCCAGCAGAGGGACCACAGUUAUUGUUGGAAUUUACACUGGAUCUGGAGUUUGCAACGGUCCUCACAGAUUCCUCCUCAACACAGUACAUACAUUUGAAAAAUCAAGUUGAAGAGCAGCUGGAUUCCAUCUAUAAAAAGCAGUAUGGGGACACAUUUGAUCACACUGAGGUCCAGCGUUUUAG